Lotus japonicus is the source of this 2096-nucleotide messenger RNA. RefSeq lists its product as uncharacterized. Bases 194 to 1852 code for a protein of 552 amino acids. Lineage: Eukaryota; Viridiplantae; Streptophyta; Magnoliopsida; Fabales; Fabaceae. Gene Ontology annotation, biological process: lipid metabolic process. The transcript is spliced from 8 exons. The record is from RefSeq and is a predicted model, not a curated record.
AAAUUGAACUGCAAGAAGAUUCGAAUCGUGAUUCGUAAGCAGCGAGUAUUCUUGAAGCAGUGGCUUUUUCACCUGCGACCCGGUGUUUGGAACCAAACCACCUCAAUCUCAUCUCUUCGAGUUCUGUCUCUGAUACCUGCGGCACUUCGUUUUUCUUUCUCAGUUGGGUACAUCAAAUUUCUGCUUCUUCCUCAUGAAUACCCAUUACGUGAAGCAACUGCUCCGUAAUAUCUAUUGUACGAGAUCUCUUAUCAAUAGAGAAGAACCGUACCGGAGCUAUAUGCAUAGUGUUUUUAACCGGCUUCAAUUGCAAAGGUCAAAAGCAGACAAGGUAGAAAAAGAUAAGCUAAAAGAAGAGCAAGAAAGAACUCAGACUUCUUUCAAAUCUGAAGUUAAGAAGAAGGAAGACUAUAAUUAUGGGAUUAGCAAAUACAGUUCUGAUGAUGAAGAUCCCUCAGAUAGUAAGUGGAAGUUAGAGCUGGCUUGGCUCACGAAGGCACUUGAACCAGCCCUACAAUUCUGGAGGUGGCCUCCGCCAACAGGAGAAGGAAUUGGAAACAAACCUCCACCAAGCAAUCGGUCCCUUAUGGAAAUAAUUGCCUGCAUACAACGGAGCAAGAUUGGAAUCCAGGAUUGGAGUUUAAGUGACCUUACAGUUGGCUUAUAUCUGAUCUAUCUUCGUCAAGCUUCCACACAUCCAUUUGAAGAUAUCAAAGGCAUCGAGAUAUCAUCAGAAUCAAUAGUUCAUGAUCUAAUUUAUCAUCUUGAGUUGGCUAAAGGUGCUUACAAGGAUAGUCCUGCAGUUCUUUGUAGGAACAGCAUGCUCCGAGAAAGUAAUGUCAUAAAAUUUAUUAAUAACUCCAGUGUAAUGAGACCUGCAUAUUAUAUAGGGAUUGAUCCCCGUAAAAAGCUUGUAAUUUUGGGCAUUCGUGGCACUCAUGCUUUAUAUGACCUUAUCACUGAUAUUGCCUCCUCAAGUGAUGGUGAUGUCACCUUUGAUGGCUAUUCAACCCACUUUGGCACUGCUGAAUCUGCUCGUUGGUUCCUUCGUCAUGAGAUUGAGAUCAUAAGAAAUAUUUUAGAGAAACAUGAGGGAUUUAGGUUAAGACUUGUAGGUCAUUCUCUGGGAGGUGCUAUAGCUUCUUUACUAGCAACAAUGAUCCAUAGAAAAUCAUCGAAGGAGCUGGGUUUUAACCCUGAGAUUGUAUCUGCUGUUACAUAUGGAACUCCACCAUGUGUCUCCAGAGGACUUGCUGAGAGCUGCUCUGGCUAUGUAACAACAGUUGUGAUGCAGGAUGAUAUUAUACCUAGAUUGAGUGUAGCAUCCCUUACAAGGCUUAGAAAUGAAAUUCUCCAAACUGAUUGGACGAGCGUAAUUGAGAAAGAAGACUGGAAAAAUGUUAUAGAUUUGGUUACGAAUGCAAAGCAGGUCGUGUCUUCAGCGCAAGAUGUAGCUCGCAAACUUGCUGAUUAUGCAAAUUUCAGGAGAAACAAAAGUUCAACUGCUGGUCCAACUGGUAAGGAGUUACCUGUUGCUAGAGAAGCUCCUCUACCUCCCAAAGAAGAAAAGGAGAAUUCAGGUAUCAUGAAAAUUGAGGGAACUAAACCUGCAGUAUCUGAGGAGUUAUAUAUACCCGGGACUGUUUAUUAUCUGAAGAGGAACUCAGGAUCCCAAAAUAACGUUGGAAAAGAUUUUUUCACCCUUUUGAAGAUGCAAUCUGGAGAGCAUUUCCCAAGGAUCAUCCUUUCAGGAAAUUUUAUCACAGACCACAGAUGUGAUAGCCAUAAUUAUGCUUUGAGAGAUGUUCUUAAAGGUUUGCCUUGGUACGGCGAGGAAGGUAUUUUUAGAUAACCACUAUUUUUAAUUAAUUUUUAUUUUCAUGAUGCUGCAAUAAACUGUACAUUAUAUAACUAGUUUUCUGCACUUAGAUGUGCCUCACUGCUCUGUAGUGUGUGCAGUGGUGUCAGGAACAGCAUCGUAGAUUAGAAGUUAGGCAAUUUCUGUAAACACAAUAAGAAUUAUAGGUAGUUUCUCCUAUCCUCAAAUAAACACUGAAUUAGUUCUGGAGCAAUUAUUUAAUCAUUCUUUUCAUUUC